AUGGAUGGCGAGCCUCCAAUGAGCGAUGAUCUUCUAAAGGAGAAGCUUCGUCUAAUUGAGGAGAGUCGUGUCCCUGAGACACCAGCGCCACCGCGUCGUAAACUGGCUUAUAUUCGCGAAAUCUCCGGCAUCAGCCAUAUCUGCAGCUCCUCAGAGAAGGUUGUCGCCACUGUUGAUGGCUGGAAGGUUGCUGUUGACCCUAGAAUGUUCAAUAAGGGCGACCUGGCUCUUUUCAUUGAGAUUGAUGCAUUCCUUCCUGCUGCCGACAAGCGCUUCAAGUCUUUGGGUGCUCUCCAGAUCUACAAUGAGAUACCAGGAUAUCGUGUGCAGACACGAGUCUUUGGCAGCGGCAAAAACAAGGUCCUCUCUCAGGGGAUUCUGCUUCCACUCGCAGACUUCCCGGAGGUGAACGACACUAUUCAGAUCCUUCGAGAUGGCCUUUCUUGGCUCAAGUCCAAGGAGGUCAUCAAGAAGCUCAUUCUCAUGUUCCACGAGGGCAUGGACUUUUCCGAGCUUCUAAAGAUCACCAAGUGGGUAGAGCCCGAGGAGAAGACGGUCAGCCAGCUCGGCCACUUCCCCACGCUCAUCCACAAGACGAACCACGAGCGCGUGCAGAAGUGCCCCAACCUCUUCACCAAGGCCAAGUACAAGCACCGCGUGUACCAGGAGAGCGUCAAGAUGGACGGCACCUCGAUGACCGUCUACUUCGUCAACAACGGCAACGAGGCCGCCUACCGCUCGCUGCACCGCAUGCACCCGGACUGCGUGGGCGCGCACAUGAUCUGGCCCAACGGCCGCUUCGGCGUCUGCUCGCACCACCACGACCUCAACGAGCUCGGCGACUCCAUGUACUGGGCGGCCGCCCGCGCCGCCGGCCUGCCCGCCAAGCUGGCGCGCCUGGGCCGCAGCGUCGCCGUCCAGGGCGAGCUGUGCGGCGACGGCAUCCACCGCAACCGCGAGGGCCUGCCGCCGGGCGCCCGGGAGUUCUUCGUCUUCGCCAUCUGGGACAUCGACCGCCAGGCGUACCUGCACCCGCGCGAGACGGAGCGCCGCGCCGGGGAGCUGGGGCUCAAGCACGUGCCCGUGCUGGGGUACGUCAGGAUCCGCGACAUUGCGAGCUCGCAGGACGACCUGCUGCAGCGGGCGGCGCGGCGCGACGGCGAGGGCCUGGUGUUCAAGUGUGUGCAGGAUGGGCGGUGGUUCAAGGUCAUCUCGAACACGUAUCUGCUGGAGAAUAACCUUUGA
Molecule: messenger RNA, 1245 nt
Organism: Phaeoacremonium minimum UCRPA7
Lineage: Eukaryota; Fungi; Ascomycota; Sordariomycetes; Togniniales; Togniniaceae
Product: putative rna drb0094 family protein
Exons: 1
Coding region: 1-1245 (414 amino acids)
Source: RefSeq, a predicted model, not a curated record